Molecule: messenger RNA, 3263 nt
Organism: Styela clava
Lineage: Eukaryota; Metazoa; Chordata; Ascidiacea; Stolidobranchia; Styelidae
Source: RefSeq, a predicted model, not a curated record
AAAUUUGACAUUUCCAUAAUAAUAAUAUAUUCUAAAAUUAAUAUAAAUUGAAUUUCAGUUGGCCAUCACUAGCCAACUGGUAAAAUUCCAUGGAAAAUUCCAUACAAUCAAUUUGACACUAGAAGAAAUGCACAUAUAGAUGCAUAACAAUGACGUCAAAAACCACUAAUGAUAUCGUACUUAUCAUUUUUUUUGUUAUUUCCAUCAUUUGAGGUGUGGUGCAACAUUGAAAACAUUUUGUCCUGAACAAUUAAUUAAACAACUAACAAUUGAAACAAGCAUUGAAAAGUUGACGCCCGUUAUUAAAAUAAAAUUAUACCAUAUCUAUGGCAACUCAGUGGUUUUUAUUGAAGGAUGAAACAAAAAAAAACUAAUGCGAAUAUUCAUAUGUGAACGUUGUAUGGAUUUAUACAGGCACAAACACAAAAGUGUGAAAAACUGGUGACAAGCCCAGUAGAAAUACCAAUUUUAUUAUGAUCUCUUUCGUGCCAAGACAUCAGUUAUCUAUUGAAUCGCUUAAAAUUGCGGUGGGACAUGGGUGCGAAUAAUCGCGAACCCCACCUCGCGUAAAUACGUCACGUUUUCCGUCUUUGUUACGCAACAAUGCCUUGCAAGGGUGCGUGCCACUUCGUGCGUUAUGUGCAAAUAAAUGACGCAAAUAGACUUAUUCAACUUUGAGUCAUGUACAAAAGAUGUUGACAUGGCUACAUAUUUCAAAGGUCAAAUAAAAUUUUAAUUUCACAACCCCGGAAAUAUAUACCUGGAAGUAGUAAAAAAUUCGUCAGUUAAGUUUGGGGUGUAUCAUAGGUAGGUAGUAUUGGUUGGUAUGAUAAAAUUAAAAAUUAGUUGUUGAUCAGAUCGAAUUUUGGUCAUACUGAGAGAUCAUGUUAUGUAAAGUAAAGCUACAAUAUUGUCCCAUUUAGUGGCAGAUUUGAUAAAAUGAAUAAAAAAUAAGGGUAAUUUUACAGCAACAAUUAGAAAUACCUGAAACGAUAAAAAGAUUAGGGAAAUUUUGCAGCUUUCUACUACGGAAAAUUUUUUUAAACAGCAAAACUACAAUUCAGGCGUGCAAACGUAUUGUAACUUAAAUCAUGAUGCUUUUUAGUUCAAUGGUAGUUAAGGGUUUUUGAAAGCUUCUGUCUAUGGACGGUAUUAAAUAUAUUCACAAUGUGAAGUUCAAUUAACUUUUACGCGUAGGGUUCGACAAAACAAGGUUAAGGAUAUCAAUUUUUUACAUUACUAUAGAAAAGAUUAAAAUAUUUAUUUAUUAUCUAAUUUUAUUUUCAGAAAACAAUUUUAUUAUUUUAAAAUAAGCGUUAUAAAAUUAUAUUUCAUUUCUACUAAUUUUGUUCUUUUUAGAUUUUACGCUUUUACAAUAAGUCUUUCACGAAAAGGUAAACAUGAGGUUGACCGUGAUAUUACUGAUACUUGUCGUCGUGCUGGUGGCAGUAGCACACGGAAAAGGCACAAAGAAAAGCCCGAAAUCGCAUAAAACUCCUAAAUCGGAUAAAUCUCCAAAAUCGGAGAAAACUGGAAGCAAAAAGACUCCAAAAUCUCCAAAAUCAAAGAAAACUGGAUCAACAAAGACUUCAAAAUCUGAAAAAUCUCCAAAGAGUCCAAAAUCUCCUGGUUCAAAGUCUACAAAAACAAGUUCACCAAAAUCACCAAAGUCUCCCAAAACAGGUUCUCCAAAAUCUCCGGAUUCACCCAAGACUCCAAUGACACCAGUUCAAACUGAUUGCUCAAGCAUUGAUGAAUCAACCUGCAUGGGUGCGAAGUCGUGGUUAUGCCAGUAUAGAAAAUACAGAGAACAAAUUGUCGAUUGGACUGAAGGAUUGUCAGAAUGGUGGUCCAAUUGCGCAGAAUUUGGCACCAUGGAUUUUCAAGAAAUGUGGGAUGAGUUCAAGUGCAUUGAUACAACGAAAGUCAAAUGCAGAAAUGGAGAAGAGACAAGAAUUUGUAUUGAAGAAGUUCCAGGGUGCAGAGUAUGCAGAUGUAUGGGUGACGAGUACUCAAAGCCGAUGGAUGUCUACAAAUUAUGGAGAAUGGACGCCGCAAUGCACAAGAUACGUUCCAAAAUAUACAUGAAGAAGAUUGAAAGAUGUACUACAGGGGGCGGUUGGUCUGAUUGCUUCGACUCAAAUGAUGAUAAUGACGACGACAACGACAAUCAACAAGGAGUCGAUAUUGGUGAGAUUGUUGUAGACAUUGUUGAAGAAGUAAAAGAUGGAGAUUCGUCUGUGGAAGUUGAUCAAGGAGGAAUCGAUAUCGGUGGCAUUGUUGAAGAUAUUGCUGAUGAAGUAGAUGUAGAUUUACCGUCUGUGAAUGUUGAAAUUGAGAUUAAAGGUGACGAAAAUGCAGAAGAUGAAGACGAAAUUGAUACAUAAAAGCAUUACUUGAUGCAUUUUUAAAAAUAGUUGUAGCUUUGUUAUCUGUUGCUCUGUAGUAGUUUUAUCAACCGCCUAAAAGUUUAUUGCUUCUGAUUAAUAUUAGUACAGUAUAGCAAAAAUUAAUUCUAACAAGGUUCCGAAGAAAUACAAAAUAAUAAAUCAUCUAAUAAGUUAUAUUACUUAAAAAAUAUAUCAGCUUCAAUUUUUAAAAAUAGCUUCUUGAAUUUUGUUCUUACUAAUUUGAAUAUUAUUUGCUUCAUAGCAAUAUUCAGUAGGGGCGCUCUAGAAGUGCUUGUCCCAAUAUGGAGGAAACUAGUUUUGUUCGCCCACUUUACAUCAAGUUGUGUAAGGGGACUAAAACCUAUAAGCAUGGGUUAUAACCACUUUGCUAACGCAGACAGUCCCCGAACUAGUAAUAGAAUUAAAAUAAAGAAAAUCGGAAUGAAAUUAUUGCCUAACCCUAACCUGGUACACACACUAUGGGAGUACCCCAGUAGGAAACAUUUUAUACACUUUCACAUAUAAGUUUUAUAUAAUCAAACGUAAAGUUUUUCGAUUCUUUACUUACUAAUUCUGAAAAAAAAAAAAGAUUAAUAAUAUGGACCAUGUGUUUAUUAUCGCAAUGCUCAUGCAAAAGCACGGUAGAAUGAAAUUGAUAUAUGUAGUAGCCAAAUUUAUUUACUCUCUUCGCUGCUGAUUUUGUACUAUCAUCUACGAGAUUAAAUUGAACAUUUAGUCAAACAUAAGAUUUCAAUAUUUUUGUUAUGGUAAUAUGAAAUCAUUAAAUUGUUAAAACAAGCAAAUUUGCUGAAAAUACAGAAUACCUAUUCGACUGAAAUACUGUUAUUGAAAUUAGCCCAAAACCAAGUGAUG